This is a messenger RNA of Solea senegalensis (Senegalese sole), 6067 nucleotides long. It is a transcript of the gene tbc1d14, whose product is annotated as TBC1 domain family, member 14. Lineage: Eukaryota; Metazoa; Chordata; Actinopteri; Pleuronectiformes; Soleidae. The transcript has 14 exons. The record is from RefSeq and is a predicted model, not a curated record. The coding region runs from base 486 to 2618 and encodes 710 amino acids.
UUACACAGCACUCUCGAUACAAGUUUGUUUUAAAAUGGCGGCGGAAGCUCUUGAGACAGGUAUGAAAUAUUAACGAUACCGUAUAAACUCAUGAAAUGCAUCGGGCCACUAGGUUCGUUAAACACUAGAGACGCGUUUCUUCUCCGUAGUCGCGGCAGCGACGGCAAAAACAAAAUGUCUGGCGUAUUUUUAACUUAAUUUGGACCACAAUUCUUGAGGAAGCGCAGUUCAAACAUCGGUGAGUUGGCGUCAGCGACAAGUGCUCCCGGCUCUCACGAAACCGCUUUCCCUUCCUCCACCGUGGUUUGUCCCGGCCGAUGACCUGAGUCACUGAUACCGGCGCUGUCAGUGUGUGCAGCAAGCGGUGUUGAGGCAGGGAGAAGGAGGAGGUGAUGGUGGUGCAGCAGCAGUUUUAGUCCCAGCAUCACCAUGGACUGCUCCGGCCGGAGUGGACCUGCCGCCCACCUGUAGCAUCAGCCGGCAGCAUGGAGAAUAUGAGCCCCGGCACCCAGGACCAGAGAGACAGCCACUGUGGUAUGUCUGGAGGAACCCUAGUUGAGAACGGCUCCACAGUCAAAGAUGUGGCUGUGUCUGAUCUUGACAAUCAUACCAACCACCUCUGCCAUGAAGCCAGCACGGCCCCGCACAGCGAGACCAUCCUGCCCACUUACAAGCCAUCCUGCUCCUCUACUCCCACCUACUACAGCAGCCCACACAAAAGCUACUCAGACCUGGACCAGGACACCCACAGCCUGACGUCCCAGGACUCCGGUAUCCCCACUCUGGAGAUUAAUCCUCCGGAGCCCAUCGUCCACAACCACCAACUCCCGGGCACCAGCCAUGACGCUCCCGCCACUUUACCCUUGGACAAUGAUACCUCAAACGAGAACGUCAUCCACAAAUCCUCCACCUUCCCCCGCAGUGGGUACGACUCCAUUCGCCUCUUUAGUCCCGGCAUCAGAUUGACCGCCACCCCGGGGAUGAGUGGCGGGGGUUUGAACCGCAGCGACGACAUCUCUGUGUGCAGCGUGUCCAGCAUGAGCACCGAGCUGUCCAUCUCCAACGAAGACAUCCUGGACUUCACCGUCACUUCUGACUCCAGCGCCAUCGUCACCCUGGAGACGGACGACAGCGGCACCGCUCACUUCUCAGACGUGACACUGUCGUCGUCUCCCGUACGGUCGUAUCUGGAUUCGGGUCUCCCGCAGCAGAACGAGGAUGUCCGGCAGAAGAAACCUGGACCUCUAGCAAGCUUAUUUGGCAGGAGCCUGUUUGCCAGGAGGGUGAAGGACAGUUGGCCAGUGGAGCAGAGGGAGCCGGGGUGGAAGCUGUUCGGGAAAGUUCCUCCACGGGAAGUUCCCAUCAAGGACCCAAAGAAAAUACAAAAGGAAUAUGAAACAAAGAGUGGAAGAGCUGGACCUGGCAACCCGACGUCUCCCAGGCAAAGUGUGAGGAAAAACCUGGACUUUGAGCCGCUCUCCACCACUGCACUUAUACUGGAGGACAGGCCUGCUAAUCUGCCUGCCAAGCCAGCUGAGGAGGCACAGAAACACAGACAGCAGUAUGAAGAGAUGGUGGCCCAGGCCAAGAAGAGAGAGCUGAAGGAGGCUCAGAAGAGGAGGAAGCAGCUGGAGGAUCGGUGUAAGCUUGAGGAAAGCAUCGGCUCGGCCGCACAGACCUGGAACCAGGAGAUCCUACCUAACUGGAGCACACUGUGUACGUCUCGGCGAGUGAGAGACCUCUGGUGGCAGGGCAUCCCUCCCAGUGUCCGAGGCAAAGUGUGGAGCCUGGCUGUGGGGAACGACCUCAACAUCACUCAUGAGCUGUACAACAUCUGUCUGGCCCGGGCAAAAGAGAAGUGGAGGAACACGCCGGCGCCGUCCACAGAGGUCGAAACUGAAGACGCUGGUUCUUCAGAUAGAGAGUCGAGCCUGGAGCUGAUCAAGCUGGACAUCUCCAGAACCUUCCCCCAGCUGUGCAUCUUCCAGAAGGGCGGGCCCUAUCAUGACGUGCUGCACAGCAUUCUGGGAGCAUACACUUGUUACCGGCCGGACGUCGGUUACGUGCAGGGGAUGUCGUUCAUCGCAGCCGUGCUGAUCCUGAACCUGGACACGGCAGACGCCUUCAUAGCUUUCGCUAACCUGCUCAACAAACCGUGUCAGAUGGCCUUCUUCAGAGUGGACCACAGCCUUAUGUUGACAUACUUUUCGGCAUUUGAAGUUUUCUUCGAGGAAAAUCUACCAAAGCUCUUUGCACAUUUCAAGAAAAACAACUUGAGCCCUGAUAUUUAUUUGAUCGACUGGAUCUUCACUCUGUACAGCAAGUCGCUGCCGUUGGACCUGGCGUGCCGGGUGUGGGACGUGUUCUGCCGCGACGGCGAGGAGUUCCUGUUCCGCACGGGGCUCGGCCUGCUCCGCCUGUACCAGGACGUGCUGACCUGCAUGGACUUCAUUCACAUGGCCCAGUUCCUCACGCGCCUGCCGGACCUCAUCCCCGCCGAGCAGCUCUUCCAGCACAUCGCCGCGGUUCACAUGAACAGUCGCAACAGGAAGUGGGCACAGGUUCUGCAAACAUUACAGAAAGACCCAGAGCGAGGCAGCCCGGUGCUGAAGCGCUGAGCUGAGCUGAGAUCUCACUAACAGACUCCUCCUCCUCCUCCACUUCCCCCUCAGGAAAGACUAACCAGGCCAGGUGGACCUGAAAUGGUCCUGGGUUCAGGUUGUGGGGACUUAUCCGGGUUCUAGCUACACUGUUCUGUGUUACUGCUCUGGCUAGAACCAGGAUCCUGGAGGGGGACUGUGAGUGAAGAGGCACGGGUGUGAGUAGGAAUACGAGGCCUUAUCGAACUCCCCCUCUGCUCAGAGAUGCAGCAGUGGACUGGAAACUGAAGCUGCCAGAGGCCUGAAGAAUGUACACACACACACACACACACACACUCCCGCAUCCAUGAACCCAGCAGACUGAUGCAGGUCUCCACAGAUCAGGGGAAAUCAUCAAAGUCCUCUGAGUAGUUUUUAAUCCUCUACUUUUCUUCUUUCUUUUUUUUUGUUUGAUAAAUGUUUCAUAACAAAAAAAAAAAAAAACUAAUUCCUAAUGUCUUUAAAAACCAGUAUUGGGUAGGGAAAAGUACUCGACCAACAUGACCAGAGUCCAAUCUGUGAGUGGCUACAUCCACACUACUCCGUUUUUAGUUCAAAAACACGUCGAUUCUACUCUGGAUGAUAAUCUGCCGUCUAUAAAAGUCAAGCAACUGCUAAAAGGUCUGCCUAAUCUAUGAACUGUUUUACACGAUUCCUUGGAGUCACUCAGGUCGUGUGCUGCCUUGAAUAACACUCAACUCCUCCUCCUUCGUAAAGGCCAGAAUUUCAUACCACGCCGACUCCUGCGUUUUAGAGUGUUGAACGUUGGAAAACAAGCUGCAGGGUCUGUUGUCGUUUGAAAACUUUAGCGUGGACGAGCAGAAAAGGAGACCGUGGAAAAAGGAAGAUGCGGCUUCUUGCGUCGAGUCUUCACAAAACAUUCUUUCGGUAUCAUUUUCGAGUCGUCACUCUUCGCCAUUUUUUUCUUUCUCGUUAGUUUUGUGCGUUUUAGUUUGGAAAGCAACGUUUUCCAAGGUAAAACGUAGUAGUGUGGAUGUCGCUCAAGUGAAGUUUUUUUUCCACCCACCACCUGUAAUCUCGCCGUGCCGUUCCCCCGUUUCCCGUAAACCAGUUUCCACUAAGUCACCGAGGUCGGUGUCUGUGAUGAUGCGAUUGGAACGAUCGAAGCCUCUGAAAGAGGUCGAUAACUCGCCUUCUAUUUAUGAAUCAUGCAGUAACGUCUUACUGUUACCCGUCCUUCAUUUGAGGUACAUUUCAGCUUUUUGUUUUUUCGAUUUUUGUAUGUCUUGACGUGCGUGUCGAUGUCUUGUGUGCAUUUAUUUAACGUUAUCCGAGCGACGUCAACGGAACUUUCCUCUCCCUCGCCUAAAAGUGUACGAGGAGGAUGAAAAUGUCCACUAGGGGGCAGAGUAAUGCCGAGUCAGGAAAAAGAGAAAAUCUCUUUAAAUUUAACUUAUUGCGACGACUUGAGAAACUCAAGUUACUCUUUAAAACUUUUUUUUGUUUUGUUUUUGUUUGACGCCAUGCCACGUGCUACGCUGCCCCCUAUUGUCCGUGUGCUUAAUUGCAUGUCGCAUUCAUAUCGUGUCGUCACAUACAGUCAUGGCGUAUGAAAUUGCCCGUUGCUCACACACCAAAGCAGCUGAUUUCAGUCAUUCAUCACUGGAUCACUUUGAUGAAAUCUUGUCUGCUUGCUAUAAAAAUCAAAGAUAUCAUCCGAGAGUGCAGGUCAAGUUUCUUCCAAAAACGAUGGUGUGCUGUGUCGGUUUGUUCUGCUAUGAGUGAGAUGAGAAAAAGUGAUUUUUAAAGACAGAGUGUUUGAUAAAUUACAGUUAAAUCACCCGGUGAAACGUUGCAGUUUCAAUCUGAUACCGAUCGAUUAUCGGACAAACGUAAAAUCUGACGAACGAAGCUAAACACACACUGUAAAAACAAAGAAAAUCAAACGCAGUAACGAUAUUUGAACUGUUACACUGGGGCAUACUGUUUUUAAGAUCGCAGUUAUGGCUACAUGCUAAGCUCAAAUGGCUUAAGAGUAGCUUCCUGAAGAAAUUGAAGUUACUAAAAAGACCGUAUCGGAUUUAAUAUCGGUAGCGGAACAUUCCAGAGAGUGUGAAAAGCGUCUGUUCCACACAAAGACUGUGUUUAAAAAUUAGACGUCGUCCUCCGCUCGCAAAUCAAACACCCGUGUUUGAAUUUUCCGAAACGGACGUCCUCUGCAGACCGGGCACCUUAUUGGGCACUUAUGUGCCGUGCCUUAUCCUUCUUUAUCGUCUCUAUCAUGAACGGCGGAACGUAACUUUACUGGCGGUUUAAAUCAAGUGAGAAGUAGACGCUCCUGUUCUGUUUUCAACCAGCAGAGUCGCCCCCUGGUGGCUAACAUUUUUUCUUCCUGGUCAACGUCCAAUUCUUAAAUACAGUCUGUGGUUCAUCGGUGCUAACAAAGCAACAACAUGUGUUUUAGCACCUUAAUGCAGUCACAUACCUCACUUCCUGUUGUGUGUAACGUGUUUGGCCGUGGCUGUGUAGCUUUUGAGGCUGUUAGCGGUUGCUGCUGCACCCUGACCGCUAGGGGGCGUGGCCACUAGUCAAAGCGACAUGUUUAUAAGUUGUCGGUAAGAGGGAGCGUAGCGUUAUUGGAUAAUGAGAUGCUACCGCGUCGUGUGUAUUUCUUUUAAAGCCCAGUUUGCACAGGUUUCGUUGAAGUGAAGUGUCCAAGGCCCCGUCGGUUGUUGACGCCGCGAGACGAGGUUUCUCGGGCGUCGUGAAGCUGCUCUGUGUCGUGUGUUGUGCUCGUGAUUUUGUGUGCGAUGGAGUUCACGUCCUCUCUGCGCGUUCGUUCUCAAUCAGGCCUCUGUGUCUCAGGAGUGUACUUCGAUCCCGUGAUCACAGUUUGGGGGUGGGGUUAAAAGAUAAAACGGGAAGCCCCUUGCAUUCGUAAAUCACCAUCUCGGCCUGUUGUCUGUCGGCUCGCCUGUGUAUCUGAGUGUGUUCUUCACCUUUGUACAGUGCAGCAGACUUCCUUGAUGCACCCCCCCCAGUGUGGUUGUGACUCACCAAACCACACUGCAGGACUGCAAUAAAGCUUUUUGCACAUACAUGUUAAGCCUUUGAGUUGUGUCAUCAACUCAUCACUUUGUCUGUUUUCCACUUUCCCCUAAACCACAGAACACACACACACACACUGUACGUGAUCCACAGUGGUCAGAGACCAAAUCCAAUCCAAGUACACGACGCGCUCAUCCCACUGAACCAUACUGAUGUGUACGUUUUUGUUUGAUUCCCUUUAAAGUCUUGAAUGUGUUGAUUUGUCUUUGUUUUCUUUCUCCCCAUUAGAUGUGUGUGCUGUAGAGGAGUAACACACGCACACACACACACACACGGAGACAACCAUGCUACUGUAUCUCACUUGAAAUGUAUAUAAACAAUGGUUUUAUUAAAAUAAAGACCUGUACAUAUUCAACCAG